Molecule: messenger RNA, 387 nt
Organism: Cantharellus anzutake
Lineage: Eukaryota; Fungi; Basidiomycota; Agaricomycetes; Cantharellales; Hydnaceae
Exons: 3
Cellular component (GO): membrane
Molecular function (GO): transmembrane transporter activity
Source: RefSeq, a predicted model, not a curated record
UUGAUUCCGGCUCUUGUAUCAUACCUGUCGGAGUUUUACAAGCGCCACGACUUGCAAAAACGGAUAACUGUGUUGUUCAGUGCCACGAGCCUUGCAGGCGCAUUCUCUGGGCUUUCAGCCUACGCUGUCAUUCAUCUCGAUGGUAAAAGUGGCAAACCGGACUGGAGUUGGAUCUUCUUCUUAGAAAGCAUCUGCACCGUCAUAGUUGGAGUCGCUUCCUGCUUUUGGGUAACGAAAGAUAUUCCGAGUGCCACCUUCAUGACAGAGAGAGAAAAGUCUGCGUAUAUACGUGCACUCCAAGAAGACACAGCUCUCGACACAGCGGACGAUAAAACUGGUUCUCAAGCAUGUGGUCAGCUUUCACAGCGCCUCACGUUGAAUGUGUGA